GUCCUUUUGCUGUACUUUUCUCAACAACUCUCAUAUCAUAUUAACGACUGAACGGCUUUUUGUUUCCUAUCCAACUAUUAAUACUAGACUUUCAUAUAGAGAUUGGAAAGUUUCAACAAUUAAUCGCCAUGGAAGAAACCAACUACAUUCACGAAUCUAUUCUCUUUGCUUCAACUAAUGACCAGCAUGUUCCUGAUUGUUCAGCAGACUGCCAGUCACAGCUUUUGAGCUCAUUGGCGUCUAACCGGGAGGAAGGCGUGAUGUGUCAGACCUUUUCUCAUUUGUUGGAAGAUGGAAGAGGAAGGCUUCCCAUGUUCUACCACUGUGGCUCUCAUCUAUGUAAGAUGAAGAGCAUAAGAGAUGCUGACCAAGAUUUGAGUAUCCGUCGGUUCCUGAGCUCUUGUCAAAGAAAACAUUACGGUUCUGCAAUCGAUCUAGGAGCGUCAGGCCAGACACAUGUCCGCUCAGGCAGCGUCGCCGAAGGAAAGGAACAUGCUCGUCGGCAACAGCAACAGUCUACAACAUCAUCAGACUGGGGAGUCUCAACUGCCACUCCGUCAGGAUUCCUUGUAGAGGGAUUCCAUACCGUCACGACCAAAAUAAGCCCGCCUCCGGCCUCCGAGAUAGCCCCUGGCGUGGCUGCCUCGGCGUCCCCUGUGAUUCAUCUAAUCACGACGACGGAAACCUCGAAGCCUCUUCGCCACAGAACUGGAGGCAAAAGUUCAGUACCUGUCAGCACAAAGGUCACCAUCGGUGUGUCUGUCAUGGUCGGGAUCCUGGCCGUCCUCGCUUUAAUCGCAUGGCAUCUGAGGAUGAAGGCGCGGUUGCGCAACAAGAAGCGCAUCAGUCGCCCCAUCAAACCCAGCAGUCUUCCUCCUACGCCGCUCAUAUCACCGUCGAGCUCGUACGCUGGACCGCCAAGUGGCCCGUUGACGCCGCCUCCACGACUACAAGAGCGGCGCUUCUUGCUGACCAGAGCGUUGAGCCUUCGCCGAAACAACCAACGCCGUCAAUACAAUGAAGAAGACUCGCAGGAAUGGGCUGGUGUGCCACUAUCACCCAUGCCGCCACUGUCGCCCCUAUCACCUCUCUCCAUCCCCAGAACUAGAUGGAACUCAGAAGAAUCUGAGCACGGUGGCAUCACGGCAACAACUACAAUCUCGCAAAUAACACAUGUCAACAGGCCCCCUAGGGACGAGCUUGCGCCAGCCGCUAGCGUUUCGAGCAUCUUCAGCAGCGCAAGCACCCUGCGGGCCACGUCCAAUACAUCCGCUGACUCGACGCAGAUCAGUUACAGCGGUGCCACUGCCACCGAUCUUCCCAGACCACCGCCACGAGUAUAUGAAACACCGCCGAUGAUUCGUGGUCUGGCUAGCCCUGGGCCUCCACCUACACGUGCACUUCCAAGUCUUCCUGCUGACGGCCGGGUGAGCCCCUUCAAAUCGCCCCUGACGUCGCCCGCGAGUCCGAGCCGGCGAGGAUCACCGAGUUUCGCGGCUGCAGCUAGGCCAUCUGUGGGUACGAACGAAGGAAACAAUGGAUCUCAGAGGUCAGGGGAGGGGAGUAGCCAAGGUGGCGCUGGGAGGCCCGUGGAUGUGCCAGUACAGUCUCCGAGGAGGGCGAGACAUGUGAGGAGCCCACUUGGCUUGAAUAGCAUGAUGAAGAAGGAGUGAGGGCGUCUGAAUGGUGGAACGAUGGCUGCAUUCUGCGGUAUAAUUCAUGAUGUGUGCUAUAUGGGGUAAAAGGAGGAACAAGAGGUAAGGGGGUUUAUAUGGCAGGCUC
Trichoderma harzianum CBS 226.95 is the source of this 1782-nucleotide messenger RNA. RefSeq lists its product as hypothetical. The transcript has 3 exons. Lineage: Eukaryota; Fungi; Ascomycota; Sordariomycetes; Hypocreales; Hypocreaceae. The record is from RefSeq and is a predicted model, not a curated record. The coding region runs from base 129 to 1673 and encodes 514 amino acids.